AUGAUUUAUGAUGAUAAUGUAUUUAACAAUGGCAUGUAUGAUCUAUGUGUACAAUAUGAUACAGAAGUGACCGAAAAAACCAAAUACCGUCAAACUUGUGCAUCGAAAGAGUUCCAAGACAGCUUGAAUCCCAUCUACGACAAAAACGAAGACGACGACGACCAACGUCGCCGCGAGCAACAGUCUCGUCACAUACGCCGUCGGACCKUCGAAGUCGUCACGAAACACCGGCACGUGCUUUCUGAAUCGUGUCGCGUAAAAGUGGAAAACCUGAGAUAUGGUCGAGUGAACGUGGUCAGGUGGCUGUUGUGGGAAGCAGACAUGCCGGUGCUGGAAAGGUCCAACAACGGUGCUCUGGCACUGCACUACGCGUCGGCCAGGGGAUGUCUGGACUGCGUGAAGCUCCUUUGCAAAUCGGCCGGUGAAAUAUGCGCAAACACUCAGAUGGACAACGAUGUCACGCCAGUUUACUUGGCCGCACAAGAGGGACACCUGGAAGUACUCAAGUUCCUCGUACUCGAGGCUGGUGGUUCGCUGUACGUCCGAGCCAAAGACGGCAUGGCCCCAGUGCACGCAGCCGCCCAAAUGGGAUGUCUCAACUGUUUGAAGUGGAUGGUCAGAGAUCAAGGAGUCGACCCAAACCUCAGAGAUGGUGAUGGUGCAACAGCGUUACAUUUCGCCGCAAGCAGAGGUCACGUAGACACGGUGCGGUGGUUGUUGAGGCACGGCGCCAAUCUGGUCGUCGACAAAUACGGAAAAAGCCCAAUCAACGACGCAGCAGAAAAUCAUCAGAUGGAGUGUCUGAACAUAUUGGUGCAACAUGGUACGAUGCCAGAUUAUCACGACGAGAAAAAGAACGGCAGGCUGUUGGGCUGUACAUGUCGAAAAGAAGAACCAAAAACACGAUGCUCGUUUGCCGACUGUGUCAACUACAAGAAGAGUCAGGAACCGUUUUACCUCCACCCCCCAUCCACAGUGGGCGGUCAUCAUCAGCAUCAACCACAACAGCAGCAGCAGCAGCAACAGCAUAACGGGACCGGACGUGGCAAGGUGGCCGUCAAAGACGGUUUGUAUGUCGUGAGCACGCCGCCACCACCGCCUCCGCCGCCACAGCAGCAGCAGCAGUUUUGCAAAGUCAACUCGGCGGCGGCCGUGCUGCAGGCCGUCGAACCGGUCAGACCGCCGCAGCCGCAGGGACCGUUUUACCUGCACAACCCGAACGGAGUGAUCGACGACCCGGUGAAGGACAUAUUCGCGACGGACAAGACCGCGGCAAAGACGGUGUCGUACGUGACCACGACCGCUCCCCCGCCGCCACCUCAGCCGGCCAUUGGCCUCAACACUAUGACCGUCAAGGUGGAGGUGCACAGCAGUAACAGCAGCUCCGGUGCCGGAUCGGACGAGAACCUCAGCUCGUCGUCGUCGGAUCGGGGCAGCGACCCAGGCACUGCGGCCGGCGAAAACGACUACGAGGACAUUUACGAGGUGAGGCAACGGGCCGAAGGCGUGGGUCUUCUGCACCACACUCAGCAUCACCACCGCGGCAAAGAGUCCAAGAGCCCCAGCCGGGACUCGGGUAGCCACAGCCGGUCCGGUUCCAUGAGCUCUACAGGCAGCGGAAGCGGUGGCACGCCUGGAGUCAUCGGUUCGUCCGUGGUCGUGCUCCAUACCAGUAAUGGUGGUGGCGUCGACGACGGAAAGUUGAUCAACUCGUCGUGUGCGACGAUCACCAACGUCACCGUCAACGGAUCGCCUGAUAUGAUUCAGUGCUACGAGCCAGUCGGUGUAAUGACGCCAGAGUCGGGAGUGUCGAGCGGCUCGCCUUCGGACGUGAGCCAUUCGGCCGAAGACUCGGACCCGGAGCUGCCGGGCCAACAYCACCAUCACACGCUGCCGCUGCACGCGGCCGUUCACCACCACAAGGAACGGACGCCGCUGAAGCGCGUGGUGUCAGAACCGGCGGCUGGCGUGUGUCCUCCACCGCCCCCGCCACCAAUGCCUGUCAACGAUUUCCACGGACAGGUGUACGUGUACGUGCAACAGCAGUCAGUCCGCAAUCCGAGAGAAUCUUCGGAAGGCGGAGGGGCGCUGGUCUCGGCGAUGACUGGACCUCAGCAACCAGCGGCGUUCAUUCCGCCAAAGUUCCCGGCCACGGGCGUCCAUGACAUAGGACUCAUUAAACCCUCAGAAUACCUGAAGAGCAUCGUCGGCGGCGGUGCGGGUGGCAAUACCGGUGACUCGAACGAAGUUGUCAGACCCGCAAACACGCCGUUGCACAGAACCAAGUCCGAACUGUCCGUGGCCGUCCAACACCAACAGCAACACCUGCAACAGCCGUUGGCCGCGAUCAGCAUACACGAUUUGCACAGCGUACAGCUCAAGAAGACGCCGGGCACCGUGAAGAUCAUGCAGAACAACAACAACAACGUGGACAAACAAUCCGGUGCUGUGCCUCCGUUACAAGCACAGAGGCAAGAUCUGAUAGCAGAAUUAAAAAUGUCAAAAGAUAUUAACGGCAUUAAAAAGAUGAAAGUGGAAAAAGUCAAAAUGGACGAAAUGAGCGAAAAACAAAAGAUCAACGAGAUCACCAAACAGUUGUCGCCCGACAAUAUCAUAGACCAGAUCCCAGAAAAGGACGCCAACGGUAACAUGAUACCCGCGUGGAAGCGUCAGAUGAUGGCUAAAAAGGCAGCGGAAAAGGCGCGAAAGGACAUGGAAGAGGAGCUUACCCGACAGGCAGAGGAAAARCGUUUGCAAUCUUUGCCACCGUGGAAACGGCAACUGAUGCAAAACAAGAGACAAGACGACAAGUUGUCGAACAAUGGGAAACCACCAUCAAGUGUCAUGACCAAGGUGACGUUUGCCGAGUCUGCGACAGACGGCCAGAACAAGGAAAACGAUCAGCCGGUAGUGGAAGAUGAAUCAGUGGCGGCAACAGAUGAAAAAUCCACGGCGCCACAGGUUCCUUCGCAGUCACAGCAACAAGUCUCCAAUAACAACGCAAAAGACUCGGACAGCGAUGAUGGUCUUGCCAAAAUCAUUCCGUGGAGAGCUCAGCUGAGGAAGACCAAUAGCACUCUUAAUCUUUUAGAGUAAUAUACCGCAUAUAUAUACGCAAUACUGUUCCAUAUUAUUAUUAUUUUUAUUAUUUAUAUACGUUUUWUACUUACGAUUAUUAAUUUUAUUAUCAUAUACAUAUACAUAUAUAGAUAUAGUACUUAAAUGAUAUUUAUAAUUUAUACGAUACACAUCAUAUUGUAUACUGUUAUAUAAACUUUGUCUUCUCUAUGCUGUUAAUGAUUAAAAACAAAAAUUCACAAUAAAAAUUGUGCGUUAACGUUAAGGACCAGAUUCAAGCGUAUAUAUUAUAAAGUAAGUUUUAUAAAUAUAUUACCUAUAUAUAAUAUAAUAGAAUAUAAUAUACUCGUA
Messenger RNA from Diuraphis noxia (Russian wheat aphid), 3429 nucleotides. RefSeq names its product espin protein forked (gene f). The record is from RefSeq and is a predicted model, not a curated record. Gene Ontology annotation, cellular component: cytoplasm. Lineage: Eukaryota; Metazoa; Arthropoda; Insecta; Hemiptera; Aphididae. Gene Ontology annotation, molecular function: actin filament binding. Gene Ontology annotation, biological process: actin filament bundle assembly.